AUGACUUGGCAAAUGCCUGUGGAUAGAGAGCCUACAUCGCUUGAGAUCAUGACCAACGAUGACAUUCGCCAGAUUCAGGAGACUUUCGACCAUCUUGUCAACUCGAAUGACUUACUCUUGCGCUCCUGGACGCAUCCCGACCAUCAGGCUCUGUGCUGGAUCACGGUCGUGUUCUGCAUCAUCGCCACCUGGCUUGUGUACUCUCACAUCGUAACCUGGAGGGAAUUUAAGGCGCAAGCAACACAGAUGGCAUCGCUACAGAAGAAGGUCAACAACGAUACUCACGCAGCAUCAUCGCACCAGACAAUCGGUAACGCUCACUCACCACCAAAGACUCCAGUACAACCCAGGUCGAUGCCAUCUGCCAGCGACACUGGGAAGGACAACUCUCUGUUGAUCACUGGCAAUCACGUCCCAUUCGGUGUCGGCAAAAUCAUCGACGGCCGCACUGGUCGAGUCUCAACUCCAGGAUAUCAGACUCCCUUCGUUGACAACUCAGACCAAUACAACUUCUCCGGCCUCGCGAAAACUGCCCCAGUCAGCUUCGACACGCUGCAGCGUAAUGGCUUGCUCGACACAGAGGGCACGCCGACGAGAAAGUACAGUGUAGCUGCGAACGAACGGAGCAGUGCAACUUCUCAUGAGGAAGAGUACGUGCUGGGCUAUAGCCCAGCGAAGCUUGAAGUCCUGGGGCAAUUGGAAGCGCUCUAA
Messenger RNA from Didymella exigua CBS 183.55, 711 nucleotides. RefSeq lists its product as uncharacterized. The transcript has a single exon. Lineage: Eukaryota; Fungi; Ascomycota; Dothideomycetes; Pleosporales; Didymellaceae. The record is from RefSeq and is a predicted model, not a curated record. Bases 1 to 711 code for a protein of 236 amino acids.